AUGGUGACUGCUAUUAAAAAUUUCGAAUAUGAUCUCAAAAGAAACUCCAUUCUUAUGGAGGAUACCAUUGUGAAUGUGGAAAGUUGCUUUGUCAAGUCUAGAUUAUAUGAUUUCAAGUUGCAAGACUUAUUUAAAAUCCAUCAAAAGAAUAAGUUAGAGACAGAGGCUGAUUACUAUGUUGAUGUUGAAGAUACAGAGAAACUUUGUGAAGCAAUUGAUGAGUUGAGAUAUGAAUUUUGCAACCCUAGACUAUUAGAUAUUAUAGAAGACAAGGUUGAUUUUCUACCAGAUACAAAUUAUCCAAAGUAUUAUCUGGGAAUCUGGUACAUUGCUUUUGAGAUCGAUUUGUUAAUCCAAUGGCCUCCUUCUCAAACUUCCCAUACAAAAGAUUCCUCAACGUCAAGUGAACAAGCCGCUAACGAUAACUCCAAGUUUACGAGAGGUUUCAAACUCCUGGAGUUUGACAACGUUAAAGAACUGAGAAAAGAUGACUUUAAGGCAAACUUUUAUCAAUUGGAAUAUUUCAUAAAGCAAUCCCUAAUGAAAUUUGAUCAUAGAAAGAUCACUGAUAUCCUUAAUGAGCUUUUGUUCAAUUGUAUCAAAUGUUUAGAAACAAGUUCCAGUUCGUAUAAUCCAGAAUUUCAAGAUACUGAAGAAGAAAUGAAUUUUUUACAAGAAGGUUUUAAUACAAGUAUACUGAAGCCUUUGCUGGACUUUUUUAAUGGAUUGAUAAAUGUUCAUUGUGGUGAUCCAGAUAAUAGUUCUAAAUUUUUAAAAAGUGGUAAUAUACCAGCAACAAGUCCAAGUAAGAUUUUGAAAGAAAUAUCUACUGAAACAGGUGAAGGUUAUCCAUCAGAUUUAAUCAAUUUCCCAUUAUUCAAUGGCUCCGAGGAUAUCUCAGUAAAAUUACGGGUGAAUCAAGGCUCAGUGAAUUGCUUUGGUGCCCAAAUGCUAGAUUUAAAUCACUCCAACAAAUUUGACCCUUCAACCAAGUUUAAAGGUUUGAAUACAGUCUUCAGAAAGUCUCUACAAUAUAUACUACCAAGACAUUAUACUCAUUUUAUGCUUACCAACUUUAUCAAGACUCUUUAUUUUGAAUUUCCAGUGUCAACAGGUGGUGUUUGGAAUGGUGAUGAUCCAAACCAUGUUAUAUUGAAAAAAGAACCUUUAUAUUUUUUUCUUUUUGAUAAUUCUAAGGUAAGAGAUCCAGAUAAAAUGUCAUUACAAGCCAUGCUUGCAUUACAAGUGUUUGAUAUAAUUAGAAAAAUAAUGCCAGAAAAUAUUAUUUCAUUUAAAGGCAUGGAUCAACAUAUUGGUGCUUCUUAUAGAGUGAUUGACGAAUCCACAGAUGUGAAAUUUGGAAACUUUUCUUUAGAUCUAAUGAAGAAUGGGUUCAAGAAAAAACAAGGGAUUACAAGAAAAUCAAGUAAACGUGGUAAUAAUGAAGAUUGUUUGAAUAAAAUUGACUAUAUACCAGCUUCACAAAACACAAAAGCAAAGAAAAUAUCAAAUAAGAGAUUCAAGAAAUCUAAUAAAUUCCAAAGACAGCCCAAUUGCAAAUUAAACCAAUAUUUAGAUGGUAUUUUCGAUUUACAAAUUCAAAUGGAAACAAAAGAUUUUGAAGUUUUGGUAGAUUUUACUAAUGCAAGCAGUUUUAAGUUGUUCGUAUCUUCCAAAGAAUUUUUGAAUAAAAUUACUAUAAGAGAUCAAUACAAAGAUUAUGCAUUAUCAGAUCAAGUUUUUUGCAAAAUCUAUGAUACAUUUCAGCUAAAAGAUCUAUUCAGUUAUUCAUCAAGAAUAAGUGGUUCAAAAGAUUUUGAUGAUGUUCAACUGAAUAUCAUGAAUUCAUUAGAAGAUAUAAAAGAUAUUGAUGAAUGGAUCAAUCAUGAUAUGAAAAGACAUUUGUUCAAAGAAAUUAUUGCUUUGAAAAGAAUUGAAAGUUGGAAUUCCAUGAAUGAUGAGUCAAAUCAAAUCAACACUGCCAAACUACUACAAUAUGGUUGGUUUGAUGAUUUAACAUUAGGAAAUGAUAAAUACUCAUUAUUUGGACCUUUUAUGAUAUUUGAAAAGAUUGAUUUCAUUAAUGAUAAUGAAAUUUCAUCUUUGAAACGUGAAGAAAGUUUCAAUAAACAAGUUGAGUUAUUGAAAAAGGCAGGUAUAACCCAUGGAGAUUUAGAAAAUAAAUACAAUUACUGCUUCAACAGUGAUGGUAAAUGUUUCAUUGUGGAUUUUGAUAUGUCUACGGUUGAUAAUGAUUCAAUUCUAGAAAAUGUUUUUGAUAAUAUUGAUUUUUGGCCUCCAGAAGAUAAUGAUUGA
Molecule: messenger RNA, 2316 nt
Organism: Hansenula ciferrii
Lineage: Eukaryota; Fungi; Ascomycota; Saccharomycetes; Phaffomycetales; Wickerhamomycetaceae
Exons: 1
Coding region: 1-2316 (771 amino acids)
Source: RefSeq, a predicted model, not a curated record